GAGCCGGCGGCCGCGGUUUCCCAGAGAGCGGUCGCCAUGGGCCUGGGCGGCAGGCGCCUGUCGGCAGCAGCGGGGGCCGUGCUGCUCGGCUCGCUGACCGCUGUGCUUCUCCCCCAGCUCCGGGACGGUUUGUGGUCACUGCGACGGCGCCUGUGGGAGGUGGCCCUGGACGGCGAUCCGAGCACCGGGCUGAGCCUGAGCUAUAGCGGGGUGGAGCUGAGCCAGCUGGAGGAGGCCUGGGCCCUCAGGCAGAAAGUGGGACCGGAAAUCCAGUUGGAAGCUAAAGCUGCUCUGCACCAGGCUCUGGAGAUGAAACGUUUGGGAAAGCGUGAGAAGGCAUACAGGCUAUUCAUGCAUGCCCUCAACAUGGACCCUAAUUAUGUAGAUGCUUUAAAUGAACUGGGUGUUUUCAUGGAAGAAGAUAAGGAUGUUAUUCAGGCUGACCAUUUAUAUACAAAAGCUUUGACCAUUUCUCCAUGUGAUGAGAAGGCAUUGGUCAACCGUGAUAGGACAUUACCAUUGGUGGAAGAAAUUGACCAAAAACAAUUUAGUAUUCUUGACCGGAAAGUUAAAAAAUUGAUGGCUAUACCCAAAGGGAAUGCAGCACUGCACCGUGUAAUGGAAGAAAGUUAUUACCAUCAUAUUUAUCACACUGUGGCAAUUGAGGGGAAUACACUGACACUGUCUGAAAUCAGGCACAUCAUAGAAACUAGGUAUGCUGUGCCAGGGAAAAGCCUGAUGGAACAGAAUGAAGUUAUCGGGGUUGAUGCAGCCAUGAAAUAUCUCAACAAGUCUUUAGUAUCCAGAAUUGGAUCUGUUAAUAUUGAUGAUAUAUUACAGAUUCACAAAAGAGUUUUAGGAUAUGUUGACCCUGUGGAAGCUGGAAAAUUUCGGACCAAUCAAGUCUUUGUAGGUCACCACAUUCCUCCCCAUCCAAGGGAUGUAAAGAAACAAAUGCAGGAGCUGGUUCAGUGGUUGAAUUCUGAAGAAGCCAUGAGUCUACAUCCUGUUGAAAUUGCAGCCCUUGCACAUUAUAAACUUGUCUACAUCCAUCCCUUUAUAGAUGGAAAUGGAAGGACAGCACGAUUACUUAUGAAUCUAAUCCUAAUGCAAGCAGGUUACCCACCUGUCACUAUCCGCAAGGAACUAAGGGCUGAGUAUUAUAGUGCACUAGACUUGGCCAAUGAGGGAGAUGUAAGACCAUUUAUUCGUUUCAUUGGAAAGUGCACAGAAAUGACUCUUGACUUACUGCUAAUUGCAACAACCGAUCACUCUGUGGAUAAAGGUUUACCUGAAGCUAAUCCAAACCAUUCAGAUUAUACACAAACAAUUCUAAUUAAAAAUUAAACUCUCAUUAUUCCAUGCUGUUUAAGGAUAUGAGUUGCUGGGAUUGCCAACAGUCUAAAUUUUAGUAUCGGUUCCUUUAGUUCAGAAACUUGUCACGUUCUUUACUGAAGGGUUGUGCAUGUUAGGCUGUUUUUUGCUUGGCUUUAUGAUGAGAUCCUGAACCAGCCAUGCGCAUUUGCAUUUGUAAUGUUGGUUGCUUAACAGUUUGGAUCUACAAAAAAAAGCCUACAAUCUAUUUAGGUAUUCUGGGUUAUAGCCAGGUACAGGAUGUGAUUUAAACUGGUCACGUUCUGAACUGGGCGAUUGCCGUAACUUAAUUGGGACUGCAUUUCUUAGGCUGAUCUGUGAUCGAUACUAUCCCUGAUUUUUAAGUGUCUGUAUUUACAGAGACCAUUUUACAUGGUCUAAAUAUAAACAUUAUGGACAUGGUGACAGAUUGGGCUGUGUAUAUUUUCAAGAGUUUAUAAACUGUGGGAUGGACAUUUUUUUUAGUGAUUGGGUGCAAGGAGUAUUGUUCAUACACUUUGGUUCGUGUCUCUUGCUAGAAACAGCUAAGUUAUUUUGUUUAAAAGAUUAACUCCUGUUUAGUAUCUCAGUGCUGUUUUUUUUGUUUUGGUGGCUUUUUUUUAGCAAUUCAGUAGAUUGAGGGGGGAGAAAAAUCACCCGUUGUUCCAACUAGUCUCGUACUUACAGAAAUUGCAGCAUGAAGUGAAGCUGGAGUCUGAUGAGUAAUUGCUCAAAGCCAAACAACACAAUGAACGAUUACUGAGUCAGAUCAUUUCUUUUCAAACGCUACAUAACCAUCUUAAAAAUGUUUUGGAUAUCCUGAUGUUAAGAAAGAUGUCGGUCAGCAGAUUAUCAAUGCAUUGUAUCCAGUUGCUGGUAUUCCUGGAGUGUUAGAUGUGUUGAAUUAUGUUGAUUGAUUUAAAAACGGAAUCACAUUCCUUCAAACUAUAAUUUGCCAUCAUUAUAAGAAAUUGUUUUUGUUUUAUAAUUUCUCUACUUUUUAGUUAAAAUCUUACACUUGAGAAAUUAAAAUCACUAAGGAUUAGAAUAAAAGACCAGUGUUAGCAAAUUUCAUUGGACAAUAACCCAAUGGGCCAGUGAGAUACUUGUGAAUUGAAAUUGCACUUUGUCUAAAUAAAGCCUUAUUUAAAUUGUUUGUGAAACAUAGA
Hemiscyllium ocellatum (epaulette shark) is the source of this 2522-nucleotide messenger RNA. It is a transcript of the gene ficd, whose product is annotated as FIC domain protein adenylyltransferase. The record is from RefSeq and is a predicted model, not a curated record. Lineage: Eukaryota; Metazoa; Chordata; Chondrichthyes; Orectolobiformes; Hemiscylliidae. The transcript is spliced from 2 exons. Bases 37 to 1347 code for a protein of 436 amino acids. Gene Ontology annotation, molecular function: protein binding.